Otolemur garnettii (small-eared galago) is the source of this 2244-nucleotide messenger RNA. Its product is annotated as targeting protein for Xklp2-like. Lineage: Eukaryota; Metazoa; Chordata; Mammalia; Primates; Galagidae. The record is from RefSeq and is a predicted model, not a curated record. The transcript is spliced from 2 exons. Gene Ontology annotation, cellular component: spindle; microtubule. Gene Ontology annotation, biological process: regulation of mitotic spindle organization; activation of protein kinase activity.
AUGUCACAAGUUCAAACCUCUUAUUCAUAUGAUGUCCCAAAGGACUUUAUUGACUUUACAUCUUUGGAUGAUGAAGGAGACACUGAAAACAUACAUUCAUGAUUUGAGGAGAAGGCCGAUUUGGAGAAUAAGCUUCUUGGGAAGAAUGGAACAGGAGGACCUUUUCAGAGCAAAACUCCUUUGAGAAAAUCUAAUCUUCAGCAAGCUAUUGUCAAAUCUUUGAGACCAGUUAAGAACACUUAUUACAAAGAGGCAGAAAAAGAAAAUUUUGUGGGACAAUCAAUUUCAUCAAAUACUUGUUCUUCCUUGGAAGUUGAGGGACCUGUAUCAAGAAAAACUCCAGCCCAACCACAGAGAAGAUCUAUUAGACUCUCUGCUCAGAGAGAUUUGGAACAGAAAGGAACAGAUCAUGAGAAAAUGAAAGCCAAGAGAUGUGCCACUCCUGUGGUCUUAGACGAAAUUCCACCCCCUGAAAAAAUGAAAGUUUCUAACAAGAAAAAGAAGCCAGAGGAAGAAGAUAGUGCUCAUCAAGAUACUUCUGAAAAGAAUGAGUCUUCCCCAGAGAAAGAAAAGGGCAGACGUACUGUGCCCUUUAUACUACCCGUAAGGCAGAAGAUUCUGAAAAGUACUGAGGAACAAGACUUGGAGAAGAGAAUGAAGAUGCAGCAGGUGGUGAUGGAGAAGCAGAGAAAGAAUGAAGAAUUCAAGAAAUUUGCUCUUGCAGGAGCAGGGCAACCUGUGAAGAAAUCAGUGAGCCAGGUAACCAAAUCAAUUGACUUCCACUUCCACACAGAUGAGCGCAUUAAGCAACAUCCUAAGAACCAAGAGGAGUAUAAGGAAGUGGACUUUACUUCUGAACUUCAAAAGCAUCCUUCAUCUCCUGCCCAAGUGACUAAGGGAUGUACCAUUUUUAAGCCUUUCAACUUGUCCCAGGGAAAGAAAAGAGCAUUUGAUGAAGCAGCUUCUACAUAUCUGCCCCUUGCGCAGCAGGUUGAAGCCUUCCAUAAACAAACCCCUAACAGAUAUCAUUUGAGAAGCAAGAAGGGUGAUAUUAGUCUGUUACCUUCCAAAUCUUCUGUGGCCCAGAUCUCCAGAGAUCCACAGACUCCUGUACUGCAAACCAAACAGCACACAAGGCCUGUGACCUACAAAAGUGCUGCAGAUCAGGAGGCUGAGGAGCUUGAGAAACUGCAACAAUACAAAUUCAAAGCACGUGAACUUGAUCCCAGAAUUCUUAAAGGUGGGCAUAUCUUAACCAAGAAACCACCCAUGAAACCACCCACUCAGCCUAUUGGCUUUGAUUUAGAAAUUGAGAAAAGAAUCUAAGAGCAAGAGUCAAAGAAGAAAUCAGAUGAUAAACACUUUGAAUUUCAUUCCAGACCUUGCCCUACUAAGAUUUUGGAAGAUGUUGUGGGUGUUCCUGAAAAGAAGGUACUUCCAAUCACUGUCCCCAAGUCACCAGCUUUUGCACUGAAGAACAGAAUUCGGAUACCCACCAAAGGAGAUGAGGAAGAAGAUGAACCAGUAGUGGUAAGAGCUUAACCUGUGCCACAUUAUGGGGUGCCUUUUAAGCCCCAAAUCCCAGAGGCAAGAACUGUGGAGUUAUGCCCUUUCUCCUUUGAUUCUCAGGACAAAGAACAUCAGUUAAAGAAAGAGAUGAAAAUAAGAGAACUGCAGAAAGAGGAGGUACCCGUGUUCAAGGCACUUCCCUUGCCUCAUUUUGACACUAUUAACCUGCCAGAGAAGAAGGUAAAGAAUGUGACCCAGGUUGAGCCUUUCUGCUUGGAGACUGACAAAAGAGGUGCUCUGAAGGCGCAGAUUUGAAAGAACCAGCUGGAGGAAGAACUGAAACAACAGAAGGAAGCAGCUUGUUUCAAGGCUCGUCCAAACACCGUCAUCUCCCAGGAGCCCUUUGUUCCCAAGAAAGAAAAAAAAACAGUUACUGAAGGCCUUUCUGGUUCUCUAGUUCAGGAACCUUUUCAGCUAGCUACUGAGAAGAGAGCCAAGGAGCAGCAGGAGUUAGAGUAGAGAAUGGUUGAGAUUGAAGCCCAGAGAGGCCAGCAGUUGGAGGAAGCCAGGCAACAGGAGGAAGAACGGCAGAAGGAAGAGCUAGCCAGGCUACAGAAAGAACUGGUGCAUAAGGCAAAUCCAAUAUGCAAGUACCAGGGUGUGGAGGUAAACUCAAGUGACCAGCCUUUGACUGUGCCUGUAUUUCCCAAGUUCUCUACCCAAUUCCACUGCUAA